ACUCGUCUUUAAAACUGACUAAAAUAGAACACUACAAGCAGUCAAACACAGUAUCAUUGCUAUAUUAGGAAAGGUAAUCGCAGCACACGGAAACGCAAAGUAGCAAACAGUACAACACUGCCCACAGAGAAAAUAAUUUAUUAUCAACAAACAUUUAAAAGUUCUCAUUCUCAUUCUAACUCUCUUCCAUUUCAAUUCAGUUUUCAGAUUUUACUUUACUCAAUUUUUUAAUUCAUUCAUUCAUCUUCAAAAACUAUUAUGGUGAAAUUCAGACACUCUCGUCUUGGACCACGAAAACCGUCGUUAACAGCGUCUCAGACAUUGAUCUUCACAUUGUUUGUGACCUUCACAUUGCUCAUUCUCAUUCUCUUAACUCUCCGUAUCCCGAAACUCAACCAUAUCAACUCCAUUUCUCAUAAUGCUCUCAGAAGUGAAGACAAUGACAAUAAGCGUUGGGUUCAAAUCGUAUCGUGGGAGCCUAGAGCAUUUUUAUAUCAUAAUUUUCUGACAAAGAAGGAAUGUGAACAUCUAAUCAAUACAGCCAAGCCAAGUAUGCAAAAAUCAUCUGUUGUUGAUAAUGAAACAGGAAAGAGUAAGGACAGCAGCGUACGAACAAGCUCUGGAACUUUUCUUGACAGAGGAGGUGAUGAAAUUGUGAGGAAUAUUGAGAAAAGAAUCGCUGAUUUUACUUUUAUACCUGUAGAGAACGGCGAAAGCUUUAAUGUUCUCCGUUAUGAAGUUGGACAAAAGUAUGAUCCUCAUUUAGACUACUUUGCGGAUGAUUAUAAUACUGUGAAUGGAGGUCAGCGUAUAGCAACAAUGCUGAUGUACCUUUCAGAUGUUGAAGAAGGGGGUGAGACAGUGUUCCCAGCUGCCAAGGGGAAUAUUAGCUCUGUGCCUUGGUGGAAUGAGCUUUCGGAUUGUGGAAAAAAAGGACUUUCAAUUAAGCCAAAGAUGGGUGAUGCAUUACUUUUUUGGAGCAUGAAGCCAGAUGGAACUUUAGAUCCAUCGAGUUUGCAUGGUGCUUGUCCUGUGAUCAAGGGUGAUAAGUGGUCAUGUACCAAAUGGAUGCGGAUCAAUGAAUUUAGAGCCUAAAUAUACAUUACUGUAGGCUGUUAUCGCUUCUUUGUUGUUGUACACAGAUGAAUAUAAAUAUAAAAUUAGUUUUACAAUUACGAUUACACAACAGUGUUUAUUUGGCAAAGUUUUACAUUAUUGCUAAUCCAAGUCUGAUCUGAAGCAGCUGAUAGAAUA
Molecule: messenger RNA, 1254 nt
Organism: Medicago truncatula (barrel medic)
Lineage: Eukaryota; Viridiplantae; Streptophyta; Magnoliopsida; Fabales; Fabaceae
Product: probable prolyl 4-hydroxylase 10
Exons: 7
Coding region: 259-1095 (278 amino acids)
Biological process (GO): peptidyl-proline hydroxylation to 4-hydroxy-L-proline
Cellular component (GO): endoplasmic reticulum
Molecular function (GO): procollagen-proline 4-dioxygenase activity; L-ascorbic acid binding; iron ion binding
Source: RefSeq, a predicted model, not a curated record